UAGAGUAGAUUAGGAGAGCCAUCAACAAUGGAGCGACACGACAGCGAGAAACACAGCGAACCACCCAGCAAACGAUCCAAACUGGACUUGCAAAGUUUGGACAUAACCGAGACGGACAUAACAGGUCCGUGGUUUCAAGAUUUCAUAUCGGAAGAAAAAAGCAGCAUCCAGCCUCAACUGGUUCACGGCACGGUGACUACCGAUCCCACAGUCGGGGGUUCAAAUCCUGACAGGGGAUUCCGAGUUUUGGACGAAUUUGUCACGGACGACUUCGAUGACUUUGAAGAGGGUAUGUCUUCCCAGCAAAUUGACGAAGAUGAUGAUGACUUAUUUGAUGAUGAUGAUGAUGAUGAUGACAAUGAUGAUGACACGGACAGUCUUGGCAGUGAGAUUGACGCACUCCUCGACGAGGGACUUCCUGAGAUGUACAAUAAGGAGCCAAAGAGGAAGAGAGGAGGACAGGUCCCGGAGGCGAACGCAGGAGCAAGCAGAGAAACAGACAAAUCCUUGCCAGAGGGAGUUGUUGGCGUGAGAACCAAAACUAUUCUACGGAGACGAGGCCAGACCCCAUUGGAGGGUCUACCAGACGGUUGGAUCUCAAUUAUCCACGAGUGUGGUAUGCCGCUGUACCUCCAUCGACCAAGCAGAGUCUGUACGUGGUCUAGACCAUACCUGCUGGGGGCUGGUAGUGCUAGGAAACACAGACCACCUUUGGCAAGCAUACCCUGCCUCCACUAUAAACGAGAAAAAGACAAGGAGACUGUCUCUGAACAUGACAUCGCACAAGCCAAUGCAGACGAGGCACCAGACAUGAAGAAAGAGACUACCAAUGACACAUCGACGGAUGAUCCGACAGAGAGUAAAGAUGGCGAGAACACUUUACCUGAAACAAAGAAACAUGAUCCUUUACAGAGUCACAACAUUCACAUAUGCAAGGACGAAUCAGUUAGUGAAACCGAAAUGAAGGAGUAUCUGGAAAAGCUUUUUGACUUUGAAGUGGUCUCAAUAAACAAAUUCAAAACGUGGGCCGACAGAAGAAAAUACACCAAAGAAGUCAAAGCCAAACAUGAAACGCUCAACAGACCUCAGUUUCCUGGUCAUCCUGCUGUGAUAACUUGCAAAAUACCGGGAAACCAGAAAGACGGAAAGAAAGAAUUUGUCCUAAACACCACCAACAAGACGCCAGUGUGUAUCCUCCACGAGUACGCACAGAUCGUCUUGAAGACGCAACCCACGUACACAUUUGAUGACAGUGGAAACGCCAACUGUCCAUUCCAGGCCUACGUUGUGAUUCACGGGACAAAGUACGGCAAAGGACAAGCGAAGAGCAAGAAAGAAGCCAAGAUGGAAGCAGCUCGGGCAACUUUGGAGAUCUUAAUUCCGGGGGUAGUGCUGAAUGACGUCACCAAAAAGACCGGCAAGGAUCAAGAUUCAGACCAGCUGGAGUAUUUUGACCAUGUUGCCAUCACCGACAGCCGAGUCUACGACCUGUGCACCAAGUCCGGCCAACUCACACCCUUCCAAGUUCUUGGGGAGUACAGACAAAGAAAUCACGGUAUGGAAGCAAUGAACUUUAACUAUCAAGUCAAGAUUACCAACCAUCACAAGAGAGAGUACACGAUGAUACUUGGUGAACACACAGUCACGGGAUUCUGUAAGAACAAGAAGGUUGGCAAGCAGCAGGGAGCGCAGCAGCUUCUGCAGCUUCUCCAUCCACAUGUUGACAACUGGGGAGGCAUCAUCAAGAUAUAUGGUAAAGGCACCGUCUCCAGAAACAUGAAGAAAAAGGAAGCUGAGCAGAGCAUCAUCCGAUUGCAGGCCAAGUGUGAGAACGCCCCCAACGAGGCCAUCCUGAAGAAACUCAGAGAAGAAAUGAUUUCAUUUUACGACAAGAAGAAAGAAGAGAUUGCAGAUGGAGAAAUACAAACCAGUCAUGCCAGUGAGAAGAUCUUGGACCUAAUUUCAGAUGAGGUUCCCUCCUUGGAAAUGACAACAAUCCUCGCUGAAUAAAACACUCAUUCAUUGCCAUCUUGCCAAAUAAUUAAUUGUCACAAUAUUUAGUAAAGGCUCACUUAUUACUUCAGUUCAGGGCAAAUACAUGUCGAAAUGAGGAAUCUUCCCCACCCUGUACAGUAUUGCAAAUCAUUUGUCACAGGACUUUGCUUAGUCCUCAUCUUGACUUGCGUCUUGGGGAUACGUGCAUCUCAAAAUGAGGAAUAUCUAACUUGUUCAUUUUGCACAUUGAUGACCAUUUUAGUAUCCUGUUCUUAAACAUGAAUGUUAACUCCAGAUUUCACAUCUAAAAACCCAUGAUAUUCUGGUAGUGGGAUGUUAAGGUGUAUGGCAUAAUCUGGGAUAUCCUUAGAAUUGUAAAGAAUCAAUUAAAUCCCGAAAAUCAACUUAAUGUAUUAUUCUUUUGAUUUUUUUAGUUGUUGGGGCAUUAAUAAUGUCAGAACAAGAUGAAACAGGGUACAGGAUAUUUCCAUUUUGAAGAACUUGAUAAUUUUUUAUUCCUUAGUUGGGGAAAAAAAAUACUAUUGACUUUAAUAGUGCCAUUUUGCAUACCAAAGAAACGUUGAUUCUCUCUUUAAGAGAGUGAUGUUUUGGAAAAAUAAUGCCCUUUUGUUAUAUAUAUUGCCUAUUAUAUCUGCCCGAUUACUUGGACAAGGAUUUUGUUCUUUUUUUUUUCAAGGCUUAUAGGGUUAUUUUGUAUUUGAUGUAUUCAAAACAAUAUUAAAAUUCUUAUUUGGUAAGUUGCAAAUCUUUGUGGAAGUUAAAAAUAUUGUAACUUGCCGUGUAGGCCUAUUGCCGUGAGAAAAUUACAUUAAGUAACGGUGCUGCGUGAUGCGAGAUUGAGAGACUUUUUCCAUUCAAUGUAAAAUUGUCAGUUUAUGUCCCUAAUAAGCUCGCAUGGUUGUUAAAUCAAACAUUAUUUAUUAGUAUUGUAUUGUACUGUACAGUAAUAAUUUCAACACAAUAUUGGAAAUAUUUAAAAACUGGGGUAUGAAAGAAACAACCAAAAGAAUUCAAGCAAUAAUGAAUAUGAGUCAAUGAAAUAAAUUAACACACUUACGAACAUUAACAAAAAUUGGUCAAACACAAUGAAAUUUACUUUGUUCAAAUACAGGUUUAUUAAUUCAAUUUUGAACCUCUAGGAAACUGAAGAAACAGUCAAUAUUUAAUAGAAAACUUUGUGCAAUUUUGUUUGCAAGACAUAAAUUCAAAUAUUUUACAUUGCUGUGUAGCACAACGAUGAUCAUUUUGUACACACUAACAAAUAUACUAUGCGUUUAAACAAUUACACAGAUAAAUUCGGAAACCUGGCAAGAAAAUUCAGUUACUUGGGUAAUCAGAGAUUAACCCUUCAUCAAAAAGAAAGAAAGAAUUGAACCAUAAAAAGAGGUUCUGCUUUCCAAAUGUACAGUAAAAUGUCACUAAAAUACUUGAAUGUAAGACUUAAAAAGGAUUCCAUGAUGGAGAAUCAGUGAAAAGGAAUUUUUGCCGUAGUAUUCUGUUUUUGUUUUUUGAAGGGGGGGGGGCUUGGCUCUUAGAGGAACCAGUUUAGCCAAGAAGAGUUGCAGAGUACUUUGCUCAAAAUGAUGGGUUAACCGUUCCUAGAACCAAACAACUUUAAA
Molecule: messenger RNA, 3635 nt
Organism: Patiria miniata (bat star)
Lineage: Eukaryota; Metazoa; Echinodermata; Asteroidea; Valvatida; Asterinidae
Product: microprocessor complex subunit DGCR8-like
Biological process (GO): primary miRNA processing
Cellular component (GO): microprocessor complex
Molecular function (GO): identical protein binding; double-stranded RNA binding; heme binding
Source: RefSeq, a predicted model, not a curated record